Molecule: messenger RNA, 1410 nt
Organism: Diaporthe batatas
Lineage: Eukaryota; Fungi; Ascomycota; Sordariomycetes; Diaporthales; Diaporthaceae
Exons: 2
Coding region: 1-1410 (469 amino acids)
Source: RefSeq, a predicted model, not a curated record
AUGGCAGAUCGAAUGGACGUCAAUCGCCGCGUCGCCGCGGACGACGCCCUCCUGAAGCACAGUGGCCAUCGCAUGAAGCGAGCCGUCAGCGCUGAUGCAAUCAUCCCAGAGGACGAUCUGGUCGACUUUCGGGAUCGCAGGGAAGAAGGUUCCCUACCCGUCACGCCCGAGGGGCAGAGUGGCUGGUCUAACAAAGAGCCUACAGUGAGCAAGCACAAGAAAUUCCUUGUGAGUACAUUGUUUCAAUUCCACAGCGUCUGCGUUUUCAAGCUCAUGCUGGAGAAGCCGCGUGUCAUGGAAAUCUUCACUGGCCCAUCCAGCCCAGCAGGAAGCCAGCAGCAACCUCACGACACGAACAUUGAAGACCUCCGAUCUUGUCUCGACGCAGAGCAAAAGAUUAAUUCAGACCUCAACACGCAGGUGAAAAAGGCUCAAAGCAGGAUUCAUCGACUGGAGAAAAAGUACAAUCGGCUUGUUGAGGAAAGGAAUGAUGCCCAGGAGGAAUAUCAGGCCCUGUCAGCGCACGCAGCGGCCUUGCACAAAGACCUGGAAUCCGAGAAGCAGGAUCAUCGCAAGGACGUAUCGCGACUCGAGGACCAGAUCAGGACUCUUACUCGCACCAGCGACCAACUCCGUCAGAUGCUCGUUCCGGUCUCCGAGAAGCAGACUCACGACAUGGAUGUGAUUGCCAAGUUCAACACCCUGAACAAGAGCAUCAUAGGCCUUACCAGGCAGACAUGGAAGACGGCAUUCAAGCCAGGUGUUGACUUCAGACGGAUGUCGGGUCCACAGCAACACCUCUUGGGGCCAAGCAUUCCCAUAUCAUACGAUCGACUUCAGUCUUUGGUUUUCAUGGGCAUUGACGAAUGCAUCUUCGGCCCGCAGCAAUAUUUUCUUGGACGACGUUUCAGGGAGAUGGAGGAGCAUAUCCAAGAGGUGGAGAAAGAUUUGAACAGAAACAUGACAGGUGACGAUCGUCAACGGAUCCUGGAGUGGCGCGAUGCUACCUUCAAGGUGACAGAGAGCUUCAGAGACAACGGCUCCCAGCUGGCUUUGGAUGCUCAACACGACAUCUGGGACUUUUUCAGUGUUAUUGAUGUGAGGGAUGCAGCGGCAGAGAGAGCCGGGCAAAAGAAGCUCAAAGAAAUCUGUGAAAAUGCUGCUGAGCUCAGCGUCAUGAUUCGCCAGCUGAAAGACUACUUCAAUAUCGACAAUCUGGCCAGCACUUUGGGCAAGCCUGUCUCCGAGUUUGAAGAGUGGGCUGAGGAGUUCGCCUGCGUCCCAGCUCCUGCGGGCUGUCAGCCCGGCACGAUCGCGUAUGUGAUUCACGGGGCAUUGAUGAAGAGCCCGAAGGAGAACCUAGAACGAGUCUUGGUGCUCCAGAAAGCGCUGGUUGCCGUCUUCGAGUAA